UAUGCAAUUACGGAAGGAACAACUGAAGAUGAUAUAAAAGUAUCUCUAGACAGAAUUGUACCACAUAUAUUUGGCAAUCAUGACAGUUGCAGAGAGGUCACAUUGUGUAAAUAUAAGGAGAAUCCAACAAAUUUUAAGUAUAGGAGCCUUCCAGGUGGUAAUCCACUAACAAACGAAUCCCUGAAAGAAGAACUAUUGGUAUUGGUAUCAAAAUAUACAUCUCGGUCUAAUGCUAUAGCAGAAUUAGGAUCAACACAGGCAAAUGAAAGCUUCAAUCAGAUGGCAUCUUCAAAAGCACCAAAGUCAAGACAUUAUGGAGGAUCAUGUUCCCUUAAAAACAGACUAUCUGCUGCAGUUCUUCAAAAAAAUGAAGGCUACAGCUACUUGCCUAAGGUUAAUGAGGCUUCAAAUCUAUCUCCUGGUGAUUUUACCACGUCUUUGACAUCAAAAAUGGAUGCAAAAAGAAAGAAAAGAAAGCAGGCAUCAAAUAAAAAAGAAAUUAAGAAAAGGAGGAUUUCCUUAAAGAAAAAAAAGAAUUUAAACGAAAGGAAACGCACGUUUAAAGAGGGACCCACUUAUGAGACACAAUUUGAACUAAACAUGGAUAACACUGAAAAUGUUCCUCAGAUUCCUCAGCAAAUUAUAACUUCUGAUUCAGAAAGCAAAGUUUUCUUUGACUUGGAAACUACUGGCUUAGGAAGGAAUUGUGACAUUACUCAGAUUGCUGCAAAAAUUGGUGAGAAUGUAUUUCAGAAGUAUGUAAUUCCAAGGGUUGACAUACAUAUUGAGGCAAGCAGGGUCACUGGCAUUACAUACAGUCAGAGUACCAACAUUAUGUAUGUUCAUGGAGAAAAAGUGGAACCAAUUUCUACAGAAAGCACUGUUAGACUUUUUAGAAUUUUUAUCAGUUUUAGAAAAACCUAUUUUAAUUGGUCACAAUAUUUGUAAUUUUCAUAUACCUAUUUUAGUCAGGAAACUUAAAUGAAUCAAAUUUCUACACAACUUAUUGCAAACUAGUAAAGGGUUUUGUUGAUACUUUAAAAUUGGCUCUUAGAUUUAUUAACAAGGAUGAGGUUGUGAAUUUUAAACAACAAACACUUGUUGAAAAAUUUCUUAAUAUCUCAUACUCUGCUCACAAUGCUAUUGAAGAUGUGAAGUCUCUUCAAAGUCUUUUUGAUGUAAAACUGUCAUCCUUUUUUUAAUAAUGUUGAUGUUUAUUCACUUAUGUAUCACACUUGUGUGGAGUCUUAUUCAGAAUUUAUCAAGAAAAAAAUAAUAACAAAACCAGCAAGUGUAUUACUGGCAAGACAUGGUGUUUCUUUUGAACACAUCAAGACUGUAUACAACAGGGAUAAAAGAGUUGUGAAAUUUUUAUUUGAAGAAUAUAAAAUUUCACAAAAGAUUGUUAAUGCCAUCAUACUUUUUUGGACGAAGAAUAAAGAGAAACAAUAUUGAAAAUAACCUGACUACAUGACAUGAACAUGGUGUAGUAUUUGAAUCUUAUUAAAAAUAUACCAAAAAAGUGACAUAAUUCUGUCAGUAUUACAUUAUUUUAAUGGUAAUCUAGAUGUUUAUGAGUAUGUUUUAUGAGUAAGUUAUAAACAAAAUGGGAAAGUGAAGCAAAACAGUAUUGAUAUCUUUUUUUUAAAACCUCUGAAGUCAGUGUAAAUUAACAAUAUCUUAAUGAUGUUAAAUAAUCCAUACAAAAUGUAUAUUAUUUAUGCUGCAUUAUAUCAUAUAUGCAUAUAUGUUGCUGGCUAUCAAAUCUCCUAUUUCUUUUGAGGCUUCCUAUAUUUUUCUAUUUUGGGACAUGUACUCCCAAUAUUUCCUAUAUUUGAAUAAAUGCUGUAGUCCAUCAAAUUGUAUGAUUUUUUAGAAGACAAAAAUGGUGAGAGUAUAGUUUGGCUGUGAGAGGAGGUGGAGGCCAGCCAUUAUAAAAUUCUGAAAUUGAAACAAAAUCUGAAAGUUCCUUAAAAAUGUCAUAUUUCAAUGCAUUUGGACUACAGCAUUCAAAUUUUGUCAAAGAUUUUGGAACAUUACCAUCAUACAGGUCUGUCAAAACAGCUCUAUAUAUAACUAUGCAUUACUACUAUCAGGAACAUGCAGCAGUUCAUCAUAUUUUUGCAUCUAGCUAUUUUAGAAGAAUGACUCGUAUAUUUUUCCAAUAUUUGAAAACUUUGAAAACUUUGAUUCCUAUUAUUUUUUUAUUCUGUUUUUUAAUUGUUUUUAACCAAAAGGUGCUUGACAUCAGGAAUUUGCAAAAUACUUUCUACACUGAAAAUGUUUAUAUGACAUCAGCAUUUGUAUGAUGGUAAUGUUCCAAAGUCUUUGACAAAAUUUGAAAAAAUUAAAAUUGAAAAUGGAAAUGGGGAAUUGUUUUGUCUCCUAUUAGUAUAGACAUGUAGUGUAUAAUACAGUGAUUCUUUGUAAUUUAUAUUAUUCAUAUACAUUAAUAAGUUAUACAAACUGUGAUAGUAAGAACUGUGAUUAAGAAUCUGUGAUGUUAAGAAACUGUUAUAAUAAGAACUGUGAUUAAGAAACUGUGAUAUUAAGAAACUGUGAUGUUAAGAAACUGUGAUAGUAAGAAAUGUGAUUAAGAAACUGUGAUAUUAAGAAACUGUGAUAUUAAGAAACUGUGAUAGUAAGAACUGUGAUUAAGAAACUGUGAUAUUAAGAAACUGUGAUAGUAAGAACUGUGAUUAAGAAACUGUGAUGUUAAGAAACUGUGAUAAUAAGAACUGUGAUUAAGAAACUGUGGUAUUGAGAAACUGUGAUGUUAAGAAACUGUGAUAGUAAGAAAUGUGAUUAAGAAACUGUGAUAUUAAGAAACUUUGAUAUUAAGAAACUGUGAUAGUAAGAACUGUGAUUAAGAAACUGUGAUAUUAAGAAACUGUGAUAGUAAGAACUGUGAUUAAGAAACUGUGAUAUUAUGAAACUGUGAUGUUAAGAAACUGUGAUAGUAAGAACUGUUAUAAGAAACCUUGAUAUUAAGAAACUGUGAUAGUAAGAACUGUGAUUAAGAAACUGUGAUAUUAAGAAACUGUGAUAGUAAGAACUGUGAUUAAGAAACUGUGAUAUUAAGAAACUGUGAUAGUAAGAACUGUGAUUAGGAAACUGUGAUAUCAAUAUACUCAAUGUAAUUAUUGUAAUUUUUUUGAAAUUAUUACUAUAUUGUAUCACAUUAAAAAAUGUAAUUGAUUAAAAUAAAUAUUUA
This is a messenger RNA of Mytilus californianus (California mussel), 3214 nucleotides long. RefSeq lists its product as uncharacterized. The record is from RefSeq and is a predicted model, not a curated record. The transcript is spliced from 4 exons. Gene Ontology annotation, molecular function: nucleic acid binding. Lineage: Eukaryota; Metazoa; Mollusca; Bivalvia; Mytilida; Mytilidae. Bases 280 to 948 code for a protein of 222 amino acids.